Chaetomium fimeti is the source of this 873-nucleotide messenger RNA. RefSeq lists its product as uncharacterized. The coding region runs from base 104 to 682 and encodes 192 amino acids. The transcript has 3 exons. Gene Ontology annotation, molecular function: oxidoreductase activity; antioxidant activity. Lineage: Eukaryota; Fungi; Ascomycota; Sordariomycetes; Sordariales; Chaetomiaceae. The record is from RefSeq and is a predicted model, not a curated record.
AACAGCGGCUGAUAGUUAAACAUCGCUGAGAAUUCUUCCCGCUGAUGGAUCUUGGGUGUCGUUCGAACCUAGAUCCAAAGCCCACCUUGUACAGUACUGAACCAUGGCAGCAAGCAAUAACCCUAACCCAGUCGAGGAGUUUCACCAGCUUCACCAAUCCUCCGCCUUUGUGUUCCUCGUGUACUACCGUGGCCACUGGUGCCCCUUCUGUAUCGCCUAUUUGAAGGAGCUUGUAGCUAUCUCGGAUGAGGUCAAGGCUGCCGGGGGCGUGAUCGCCGCGGCUACGGCGGAGGCGCCCAAACAUCUGGACAAAGUUCGGUCGUCUGCGGGCUUCUCCGACAAAGUGAUUGUCGACCCAGAGAACUCGCUCGCUAAGCACCUCAAGAACAAAGAGUUGCUCGAUGUGGUCAUCAGCGACUCACAGCUUUACCGGCUACGGGGAUACAAGCACGGCAUGGCCCAACCAGCACUGCUUGUGUUGAAGAACGAUGGAACGGUGCUGCAGCGCUGGGCGAUUGUGCCGUCGUUGAUGAAUAUCGGCGGUGCUACGGAUAGGCCGGUGGUAGCUGAGGUUUGGAAGAACGUUGAGAAGCAGCUUCAGGGGGAGGACGUGGUCACCAAGCAAGAAUACACGACAACCGGUGUUCUCCACCCUUUUCGGCGGAAAGCCUCAGGGAAGUGACAUGUUCCUGUUAGAUACCGGGACUGGUGGUACUACGAGAAUACAUCGACCUGUCGAAGACAGAGGGUCGUGUCGCGCGCGUAGCCCUUGCAGCCGCCACUCCGUCAUUACACUGCGAGGGAACUAGCAACUGAAAAGAAGGGAGACCUAUGUUAGGUAUUUGUGGUUCUGAAGGGCGAUAAUUUUGCUUU